Molecule: messenger RNA, 1313 nt
Organism: Phlebotomus argentipes
Lineage: Eukaryota; Metazoa; Arthropoda; Insecta; Diptera; Psychodidae
Exons: 1
Coding region: 30-692 (220 amino acids)
Source: RefSeq, a predicted model, not a curated record
UUCGGUGUAGUUGCUCUCCGCAUGUGCUAAUGAAAAAAUCAUCAUCGUUGAGUUGCUUGUCAUGUAGUAGACGUUUUGCACAGAAUCUUGUAGAGUGUCAAAAGUUAGAUAAUAUUCCGUACAAUACGUUGCUGAAGAAGCAACCAGAGCCAAUUGCUCCACCACUCAAUAUCCAAAUCAAUGUCACGGACACGGAGAACAAUCUCAAUGUGUGCAUGUGUGCCUUCUAUGAAGUGCCGGGUGCACUCACGGACUACCAGGAGGGCAACACCAUCUGCCCACGAUGCCGCAAUAUAAUCAGCCAGCAGCCGAUGGAGCACAGGCGUGCCCUCAUUUCGCAGCGACUCACGCUGGCCAACGAUGUGAUCGUCAAUAGGAUAGACACACAGCUCCUCAAUACGUUCAGCAGUGCAGCGAUGGGGGUUCGACCGGAUCCUUACACGCCCGAGAGCGCAGAGUCGCGAUCGCCAGUGAUCGAUCGCAGUGCGCCGGAGUAUGAGGAGGCUACAGUGAAAGCGCUGGCCAGGAGCGACGGGAUGCCAUGUGAUCAGGGAAGUGUCACGAGUGGUGGAGUCAAUCCAAAUCAGCUGAAAUCUCGCCUCGAGAGAUUGCAGCAGAAGAGUCGUAGUGACGAUGACUGCGAUAGUUUUCUCCAAAGACAAAAUAAUUGCUGCUCUUGUAUUAUCACUUGAUCUUUUCCCUUUAUCACUUAAUUUUUUUUUAUUGACUUAUCCUCUGUAUAUAAGUGCACGCCCAAGAUUGUGAUGAUUGCGAUUCAAAGACUUAUCACACUCUUGGGUGCACCUGCAUCACUUUAUCUGUUCAUUUUCUAAUUUUAGCCUUAUUAUGGUUUAUUAUUUUCAAGUUCCAAAUAGCAGAUCUUGCAAGUGUUUUCGAUGGUAUUUGCUAAAUAUUGUUCCACCACAAAUUUCAGCACUUGAGUCAAUGGUUAAUGUUUUACUUCCUCUUUAUUUUAUUUCUAAAUGGAUUUUCGUUUAAACUCAUAGAGAGCAUCAUCACACCCAAUGUUGCUUGAGUCAUCUGCAUUUCCCUCAAUGUUGUCGUAGAUUGCUGGAAAUGGAAGAUAAGUGACAGUGGGAGUGCCAUAUGAUUUUGCUCUGGUGAUCAUGAAAAUAAAAAAAAAAGAUGAAUUAUUAGAGUGCAUUUGGAAUGCAUGGCAUUUUAACUCGAAUCAAUGUGUCUAAUUUCGUUAAAUUUAGUGCUGAUGAAUAGCGUCUAAAUGUGGUUUUAUAAUCUCAUAUCUCUCUCUAUCCCUUUGUGCUCUCGCAAAAAACCAAAAUAUUGUCACAGGA